Fonsecaea multimorphosa CBS 102226 is the source of this 1623-nucleotide messenger RNA. RefSeq lists its product as uncharacterized. The record is from RefSeq and is a predicted model, not a curated record. The transcript has a single exon. NCBI's taxonomy places the organism in Eukaryota, Fungi, Ascomycota, Eurotiomycetes, Chaetothyriales, Herpotrichiellaceae. The coding region runs from base 1 to 1623 and encodes 540 amino acids.
AUGAAUUCUCAUUGUCUGCCGACGUAUGAGUACGAGUUGUCGAGGACGAGUACGCGCACAUCAGACGAAACAGACGACCCUUUACUUUACUUCGAGCAAGAUUCGGACCACGAUGAUUUCCACUCCCAUUUACUUACAGGCCAGAGUGUGUCCGGCGUGGCCAAACGAGGAGUUCCCUCACAGCUCAUCUCCCUAGCUCCUGCUUGGCUGCGCAAGCAGUAUCUUCCACGCCGACCUCGAACGAGAUCAAAACACCUUCCUCGCCGAUAUGGCUGUACGCCUAGAUCACUCCUUCGAAAAUUCGCUUUAUUCUGUUACGUAUUCUUCACCACCAUCGCCGCCAUCAUUAUCGUGGGAGGCGUCUUUUUCCCCGGCUACACCCACCUCCCACCCCAUUAUAGAGAAUUAAGACGGAGGGCACAGGCCUCCGAGACCCCAGGACGGGUAAAUUUGCAAAAUCAAAAAGUGUUUCUGGCAGCGAGCAUCUACGAUAAAGGCGGGAAACUUAUGGGUGGAGAUUGGGCGAAAAACGUUCUAGAGCUGAUCCAAUUGCUGGGACCACAGAACGCAUUUCUUUCGAUAUAUGUGAACGAUUCUGGCCCGGAGGCGAAGCAAGCGUUGGAGGAACUCGAGAGGCGGGUGCCGUGCGAGCACGCGUUGGUGUUUGAGGACCACUUGAGCAUCGACAACCUCCCCCACAUCCGAAUCCAUGGACAAGAACGCGUGAAGCGCAUUGAGUAUCUGGCAGAGGUUCGAAACCGAGCGUUGAGACCGCUGGAAGGUUCAAACACCACAUUCGACAAACUCCUUUACCUAAAUGACGUCGUUUUUCAUCCGAUCGACGCUGCCCAAUUACUUUUCUCGACACACACGGUGGCCGAUGGCGUCGCGGACUACAGAGCUGCCUGUGCGGUUGAUUUUAUCAAUCCGUUCAAAUUCUACGAUACUUUUGCAACCAGAGAUGCCGAAGGAUACAGCAUGGGGCUUCCCUUCUAUCCCUGGUUUGCGGCUGGUGGUGACGAGACCAGCCACCAGGAUGUCCUGGAUGGCAAAGAUGCAGUAAGAGUCAGGAGUUGUUGGGGCGGGAUGGUUGCUUUCGAUGCACGAUUUUUCCAAUCACGACCUGGCAGACCUGAGUUGAUAACUGCGGGCAACCAGAGUCCAAGCAAUUUCUCCACCCCUUAUCGCUUUCGUGCGGAAAAGGAUCUCUACUGGGAUGCAUCAGAAUGUUGCCUCAUCCAAGCCGACAUUCAGAAUCCUGAGCCUGGAAAUUCGGGCAUUUACAUGAACCCUUUUGUUCGAGUGGCCUAUGACUCCACGACUCUCUCGUGGCUGGCCUUUACCCGGCGUUUUGAACGCCUUUAUACACCAAUUCAUUGGUUGAUUGACCUUUUCACCAACAAACCCAAUUUCAAUCCGAGAAGACACGAGCAACCAUGGCAGCAAGUGCAGGAGACAGUCUGGGUUGCUGAUGAGAGGGCGCCCCCAAACAAUGGUUCAUUCCACCAAGUGAUGAGGAUAGCCUCCCAUGCAGGCUUUUGCGGCCGCCGAGGGUUGGGAGUUAUUAAGGAAAACAUUAUGGAAGGAGAAAGAAACUGGGAAUUGGUACCGGUGCCUUCAUGA